Molecule: messenger RNA, 1269 nt
Organism: Lotus japonicus
Lineage: Eukaryota; Viridiplantae; Streptophyta; Magnoliopsida; Fabales; Fabaceae
Product: phosphoenolpyruvate carboxylase kinase 1
Exons: 2
Coding region: 67-900 (277 amino acids)
Biological process (GO): protein autophosphorylation; peptidyl-serine phosphorylation; intracellular signal transduction
Cellular component (GO): nucleus; cytoplasm
Molecular function (GO): calmodulin binding; ATP binding; calcium-dependent protein serine/threonine kinase activity
Source: RefSeq, a predicted model, not a curated record
ACACCAAACGAGUAACAAACUAGAGAGAGAAACAAAACAGAACAAUCUAGAGAGAGAAAGUAAGCAAUGUGUGAAGCCUUGAAAAGCCAGUACCAACUCUGCGAGGAAAUCGGACGCGGCCGUUUCGGCACCAUCUUCCGAUGCUUCCACCCCAUCUCCACCGACACCUUCGCCGUCAAACUCAUCGAUAAAUCCCUCCUCGCCGACUCCACUGACCGUCACUGCCUCGAAAACGAGCCCAAGUACAUGUCCCUCCUCUCCCCUCACCCUAACAUUCUCCAGAUCUUCGACGUCUUCGAAGACGACGACGUUUUAUCCAUGGUGAUCGAGCUUUGCCAACCCUUAACCCUCCUCGACCGCAUCGUCGCCGCUAAUGGAACCUCCAUCCCGGAGGUUGAAGCGGCUGGACUGAUGAAGCAGCUUCUUGAAGCGGUGGCGCACUGUCACCGCCUUGGAGUUGCGCACCGUGAUGUGAAACCGGAUAAUGUUUUGUUUGGUGGUGGUGGAGAUCUGAAACUGGCGGAUUUUGGUUCGGCGGAGUGGUUUGGUGACGGGAGGAGGAUGAGUGGGGUGGUUGGGACGCCGUAUUAUGUUGCGCCGGAGGUUUUGAUGGGGAGGGAGUAUGGGGAGAAGGUGGAUGUGUGGAGCUGUGGGGUGAUUUUGUAUAUAAUGUUGAGUGGGACGCCGCCGUUUUACGGUGAUUCUGCGGCGGAGAUUUUUGAGGCGGUUAUUAGGGGGAAUCUCAGGUUUCCUUCUAGAAUCUUCCGGAAUGUUUCUCCUGCUGCUAAAGAUCUCUUGAGGAAGAUGAUUUGCAGAGACCCUUCUAACAGAAUCUCAGCUGAACAAGCAUUGAGGCACCCUUGGUUCUUGAGUGCUGGUGACACUGUGAAUGUGACAUGAGAAAACUGUGGAGGGUUUUACUGGAAGGAGAUAGAGACAUGACCUGAAGCUACAUGUAGCUAGUUUUGGCCCUUUUGGUCUGUGCUGGAGGCAGAGGAAACAGAGGAGGUUGCUGUAAAUUCUGGUGAUGUGGUGCAAGUAGAUUUUGCUGUUUUUUUCUUGUGUUUUUAGGGUGUAGGGAGGUGAAGACUCUUAGAUGUGAGUUUUAGAGGGUCUUUGUCUUUUGGGGUUUUUCUAUCUUCUCUGUUUGUACUGAAGUGAGAGGUGAAAAAUCUGAAAGGCUUCAAAACUCCUUCAUAAUAGAAGAUAGGAGAUUGAUGCUUUCAAUGUAGCUUUUGUGAAUAUGCAAAUAAAUUUUGGAUCUCUGUA